Messenger RNA from Leishmania mexicana MHOM/GT/2001/U1103, 1164 nucleotides. RefSeq lists its product as hypothetical. The transcript has a single exon. The record is from RefSeq and is a predicted model, not a curated record. Lineage: Eukaryota; Euglenozoa; Kinetoplastea; Trypanosomatida; Trypanosomatidae. The coding region runs from base 1 to 1164 and encodes 387 amino acids.
AUGCACGCCACGCUUCUGCGCACUGCGAUAUCCACGGUGGUGCCGCCUCCAAAGGUCUCGUCGCUGUACCGGUUUCUUCGCGAAGGUGCGGCGCAGGGCGUACUAGAUGCAGACGACGCUGCGAAGAUGGCGAGUGAGCCACUGCCCAGCUUGCUGCCAAAAGGGUCCUCGACGGAGGGCCACACCUUGCUCUCAUCGCUGCCUGUGGGCGUGUUUGAAGGCCUGAACCGACAUGUCUGGGUAGACAGUAAGCGCAGCUUCUGCCACCUCUGCCAGGAGACGGUGGGUAACGCCGCAUUCCACAGCAGCGACCGCGAUCACACCAGCAUGCUCUUUUUCCUGCUGCUCUACACGGCAUACCCGAGACACGACUUGUUGACGGAGGCGGCGCAAGCCCCGACUGCAGGAGAGAGGGCGGCCGUCGUCGUGGCAGAUGGGAGCUGCGCCUCGCAAUCGUCUCCGCCAGCCGAACACAGCAGAGCCGCGGGUGUGCCUCAGCCGAAAUCUGUCUCGAGAAACAAGGUCAGCCCGCUGUUCACCCCUCAGCAUGUCCUCAGCGGGGCGAAACGGCACUUUCCAUCUCUCUUCCGCUACGUCACGGACUGUCGCACCACGGACCGCCUACACGUCGUCGACGAUGCUGUGCGCCGUGCCGAACUCGAGGCACUCUUGCUGUACCUGGCGCACCCACCACACCAGGCGCUGUCGCACGUUCUGCAAGGUCAAAGCCCGAAUGGCUUCUGGUACAACGGGGAGCGCAUGUGGAAGGCGCACAUCAGCCGCAUUGUCGCCCAACUGUACCCACCCAUGUCGGCUGGCAUGAUGACUAACUUCACCCAGAAGUGCUGGGGCCGCAGUAACGGGGAGCGGCUGUAUGACGCACUCUGCCUGCACCGCAUCAAGGCCUACCACGGCUGGGGUCCCUUCGAGAGCAAGGAGCGCAAGGCCUUCUUUCUAAGGCAUCUAAUCUGGGAGCUGCUCUGUGUCGAGGUCCGCGACGAGGUCUCGGAGGAGGCGAAACUGUUGACAUCGCUGGCUCUUCGGCGGCUUGCGUUCGAGAUGGUGUUCCUGCAGUCGAUGGACUACAUGGAUCGAGUGCAGCGUGUGCACGAGCUGCUGGGCAGCCCCUCACUGGAGGAGCUCAAAAACCUUAACGUGCUCUGA